Hibiscus syriacus is the source of this 2371-nucleotide messenger RNA. RefSeq names its product 65-kDa microtubule-associated protein 4-like. The coding region runs from base 191 to 2338 and encodes 715 amino acids. The transcript is spliced from 13 exons. Gene Ontology annotation, cellular component: cytoplasm; spindle. Gene Ontology annotation, biological process: microtubule cytoskeleton organization. The record is from RefSeq and is a predicted model, not a curated record. Gene Ontology annotation, molecular function: microtubule binding. Lineage: Eukaryota; Viridiplantae; Streptophyta; Magnoliopsida; Malvales; Malvaceae.
CGCCCUACAUAACGCUCUUUCCCGCUCACAAUCCCUCGCUGAAAAUUCAAGCGUUACAAUACAUUUUCUCUUUAGCUACUUUUGCCAUCGAUUCCCUCAUCUAAUUUAUUUUGGCUUUCCAUCUGGGAUUGGAUCUCUGAUCAUCAAUCAUCGGGUUCGGUACUCAGCGACUACAAAUAUUGCCGGCUCCAUGUCAAAUCAUUAUAGUGAACACUUUGCGCGCAUUGAAAAAUCUUGCGGCUCUUUACUGUGUGAAUUACAGAAAAUACGGGAUGAAGUUGGAGAGGCUGAUGAUGAAUGGGAUACAACGCUUUUUGAAGUUGAACGAGAAUGCCACCAGGUCUACACGAAAAGAAUAGAAGAGGCUAAAGAAUGUAGAACUAAAUUGCAACGAGGAAUUGCCAGUGCCAUGGCAGAACUUUCAGAUAUCUUUACUUCUAUGGGAGAGAACUCGGUGCGUUAUGAUUUGAAGCCUGGUGGGAACUUGAAGGAAGAGCUUGAAGCCAUUAUUCCACUGUUGGAGGAUAUGCGUUGGAAGAAAGUGGAAAGAACUAAUCAAUUUGUUGGAGUUGUAGAGCAGAUACAAAAUCUAUCAAAUGAGAUUUUGGGGGUUAAAGAACAAAAUGGAAAUAAGGUGUUUGUUGACGAGACCAAUCUGUCACUAAGAAGACUUGAAGAAUUGCAUAGUGAGCUGCUUGAUCUUCAAAAUGAGAAGAUCAAACGUUUGAAUCAGGUGCAAGACCACUUAUAUACUAUAAACUCACUGUGCACAGUUCUUGGUAUGGAUUUGAAACAAACAGUUUGCAGAAUCCACCCUAGCUUGGAUAAUUUGAAUGUAGCAAAAGAUGUAAGUAACAAUACCAUUACAAGGUUGGUUGCUCAAAUUCAAAGCCUGCAGGAGCUAAAGCUAAAGAGAAUGCAGAAGAUUCAAGAUCUUGCAUCUGCUUUGUUGGAGCUUUGGUAUCUGAUGGACACGCCAAUGGAGGAACAACAGAUGUUUCUGAAUGUUUCCUGUAAAAUUGCAGCUUCUGAACCUGAAUUUAAAGAGCCCAAUAUGCUUUCCCUUGACUCUAUUAAAAAGGUUGAGGAGGAAGUGUCUAGGCUGCAGUUACUCAAAACAUGUAAAAUGAAGGAAAUUGUUCUGAAAAAGAAGGUUGAAUUAGAGGACAUGUGCAGAAGGACUCACAUGGUAAUGGGAGCACUUAUUUCAAAAGAUUACUCGAUUGAAGCUAUGGAAUCUGGUGCCAUUGAUCCUCUGUACUUGUUGGAAAACAUUGACCUUCAGAUUGCUAAGGUUAAAGAGGAAGCUGUCAGCCGCAAAGAAAUACUUGAGAAGGUGGAGAAGUGGUUGGCUGCUCGUGAAGAAGAGAGCUGGUUGGAAGAGUACAAUAGGGAUGACAACCGUUAUAAUGCUGGAAGAGGAGCACACCUCAUUCUGAAACGGGCUGAGAGAGCUCGAACCGUUGUUAACAAAAUUCCUGCAAUGGUGGAGGCUUUGACUUCAAAAACUAUAGCUUGGGAGAAAGAGAGAGGGGCUGAGUUCUUCUAUGAUGGAGGACGACUUCUUACUAUGCUCGAGGACUACAGCAGCCUAAGGCAAGAAAAAGAAAUACAGACGCAGAGACACAGAAACCAAAAGAAAAUUCACGGGCAGCAGAUGACAGAGCAAGAAGCACUCUAUGGUUCAAAACCCAGUCCAUCCAUGACCGGGAAAAAGGCUUCUAGAACUCCAACAACCGUUGCCAAUCAUAGGAAACUCUCAUUUGGUGGAGCAAUGCUUCAGCAAGUAAAGCGUGAGAAACCUGCUAGCCAUCUCAAACCCAAUAAGAAAGCUGAUUAUAUGAACGAAAACAGCUUGACAAAUCAUCAGAGAUCCACUGGCUUUACAACUCACUCAGGAAGGAGAAACUCGGAGGUUCCUGGUCGUGUAGAAAAAAAGCAGCCUCUAAGUGCAGCAAAGAUGCGUGUGAUUGAACCACCGGCAGUUCGGAAGCCUCUUUCUUCGGUUUCUUUUGCGGUGAACAACAAUGCUAACGGUGUGAAUCCCAUUGAAGAUCAGAAAAAAGUGCAGAACGAACAAAAAUCAAGCCCCGGUUGUAAGACACCGAUGGCUAAGGCUUCCAAGACAACUUUGAAUGAAGAUGAAAAGGGAACCCCUGAAACAAUGCCUAUCCCAAUGCCAAAAACUCCUUCAACGGUGUCAGCUCCCAUGCUUAUGGCAACAACACCGGCUACUCCAGCAACCUUGGGUGCUUAUAAAUUUGGAAAGAUACUUGAACAAGUUCAACACAUUGAAUACUCUUUUGAAGAGGUUAGAGCUGGGUUUCUUCUGUCUUAAAGCUCCUAAAAAACGAGCGGUAAUGAAUUCCUA